This is a messenger RNA of Cicer arietinum (chickpea), 1985 nucleotides long. RefSeq names its product protein DA1-related 2. The record is from RefSeq and is a predicted model, not a curated record. Lineage: Eukaryota; Viridiplantae; Streptophyta; Magnoliopsida; Fabales; Fabaceae. Gene Ontology annotation, molecular function: ubiquitin binding.
GAUUCCCCAAAACACCAUCUCUGCCAUUCUCUCUUACUUUCUCUUCAUUGCUUUUCCAAGCCAAGAAUCUCUCUCAUUCCUCUCCUCAUCUUUCUCUCUCUUUUUCAACCACUAUUAACCAUCCAUCCACAAUGCCUCUUCUUUUCCAUCUCUCUCUCUUUUUCUGUCAUUUUCAUUCUUCUUCUUCCUCCCUUUUCUCUCCCUCAAUCUCACUCUCACAUAAUUUCACCCUUUCACUAUGGCCCCUUCAGAUAUCAAUCAUCUUUCUCAUCCAUGUAUAUAUGGGGAUUAUGUUUCUUCACACCCAGAGAGAAAAUCUGGUUUCAUGAAAUGGCUUAGUAAACUUUUCAAAGGUGGGUCCAAUAGACCAAGGAGUGGUCGUCAUCAUGUGCAUGACCCUGAUGAGGAAAGCAUUUCUUGGCGUGCUCCAUCUAGAGCUUCGGAUGAUCGUGCUAGAGCUCAGAAGGAGAAAGAGGAUUUGGGGCAUGCUGUAUCACUUGCUACAGCUGAAGAUUUGAAGAGACCAAAUGGAUAUAGGUGGGGGGAAACAACUGAUGAAGAUUAUGAAAAGGCACUUCAUGGUGCUUUGAAUUCAUCUGCACACCCUCCAUAUGCUCCUGCACCUUUUUAUCCCAAUGAAUAUAGAAGAAUAUGUAGUGGCUGCAACCAGGAAAUAAUCUAUGGAAAUUGUUUAGGCUGCAUGGAUUCUUAUUUUCAUCCAGAUUGCUUUUGUUGUCACUCUUGUGGGCAACCCAUUACCGAGCGCGAGUUUUCUUUAUCAGGAAAGCAUCCAUAUCACAAGUCUUGUUUUAAAGAGUUAACUCACCCAAAAUGUGAAGUUUGCUUCCAAUUUAUUCCAAUAAAUGCUGCUGGUUUAAUUGAAUAUAGAUGCCACCCCUUUUGGUCCCAAAAGUAUUGUCCAUCUCAUGAAUAUGAUAAUACAUAUCGCUGCUGUAGUUGUGAAAGAUUGGAGCCUCGGAAUACGAAAUACUAUAGACUCGAAGACGGGAGGAGCUUGUGUUUAGAGUGCAUGGAAUCUGCUAUAAUGGAUACUGGUGAUUGUCAGCCUCUAUAUCAUUCCAUCAGAGACUAUUAUGAAGGAAUCCAUAUGAGAAUUGAUCAACAAGUUCCAAUGCUUCUUGUUGAGAGAGAAGCACUUAAUGAUGCAAUUGUUGGAGAGAAAAAUGGAUUUCAUCAUUUGCCAGAAACAAGGGGUUUAUGCCUUUCAGAAGAGCAGACUGUCACAAGUAUACAUAGAAGGCCAAGAAUUGGAGGUCAUAGAUUUAUAGGAAUGAGAACUCAACCUCAAAAGCUUACAAGAAAAUGUGAAGUUACAGCAAUUCUUGUUCUAUAUGGUCUACCAAGGUUACUAACAGGUGCUAUACUUGCCCAUGAGUUGAUGCAUGCAUGGUUACGCCUUAAAGGUUAUCGGAACCUCAAUCCUGAAGUAGAGGAAGGGAUUUGUCAGGUUCUUUCAUUUAUGUGGCUUGAAUCAGAAGUUAUGCCAACUAACUUCCAAAGCAUGCCUUCAACAUCCACAGCUUCUUCCUCUUCAUCCUCAAAGAAAGGUGCAAAGUCUCAUGUUGAAAAUAAAUUGGGUGAAUUCUUCAAGAAUCAAAUUGCCAAUGAUUCUUCGCCAGCUUAUGGUGGCGGUUUUAGAGCUGCUAAUGAAGCUGUUAUUAAAUAUGGUCUACGUAGUACUCUUGAGCAUAUUCGUUUGACUGGUUUUUUCCCUGUCUAAUGUAAUAUGAACACAUCUUCUCUAACGUAUGGAUUGAAGAGCUUGUCUUUUAUUUUUAUUUUUAUUGUUGUACAAGUGACUCUUGGUAUUUUUUUAUCCAAUUUGGUCUCUUGGAUUUAUUAUUGUCCUGUGAGGAUGUCCAAGUCCAACUUAACAUAAAAAAGAAUUAUGUAUUCUACUAGUUUUAUUUCAUAAUGUAUUGAGUUUAUCAUUCCAUCAAUGGAGUUGACAAUAUGCUGAGUAA